AUAAAAUGUUGUCAUAAAGAAGUCAAUUUAGUUUAAAAAAUAAGAAUAAAGUGAGGCGCAGUUGACAAGUCUUUACUAUCACUACUACGAGUAAAAACACAUCAUAUGAAGUCAAUUCAAUAAAUAAUGCCCCGUGACGUCAGAGAACCUUUAAUGAGCAGGUGGCAGCACCUCGGUGACACGGGAGGAGGAGGGUUCGAACUUGCGACCUUUCGACACAAGUCGCGCCAGCGCCUCACCUCCUGUCCUCACACCCAGUCACCUCACCCUUUUACACCAGGAGGAGAUACGCCACAUGACGUCACACAGGUGUCGGGUUUCAGUUCCUGCUUGAACACACCUGAGCCGCAGGUACAGACGGAGCUUCAGCUUCUCUCUCACUCCAAGAGAACCAACAUGGCCACUCCUGUUUCUGCUUCACCUUUUUCCUCCGCUCUGCCGCUGCUGCCGCUGCUGCCGCGCCGCCUCCUGCCGCUGCUGCUUCCUCUUCUUCUCUACCUGACGAUUCUACCGCCGCAGCGACAGGGCGCAGUGACAGCACAGAGCGCGGACUGCAGCGACGCCUCGUCCUUCCGCUCCGGUCAAGAGGAUUUCGUCGUGGACGCGGAAGACGCAACUGAAGAAGGAGCGGAGCUGCUGGCCACCGCGCACGCACAGUCCCGUGACGACUGCGUGCGCGCUUGCUGCGCGACCCCGCGCUGCGACCUGGCGCUGCUGCAGUCGCCCAAUGGAGACAUCUUCGCCGCAUCAGCGGAAAACCGCACCUGCGUCCUGUUCCGCUGCGUUCACAGAAACCGCUUCGUCUGCAGGUUCGUCAACCAGCGCGGCUACAGUAGCUACGUCAGAGAGUCCGUGUACCGGAAAUACCUGGCAGGUCCACAAGAGUCACGUAAGCCCAUUGCUGACGCGGGCCGUGACGUCAUCAUUCAGCCAGGUCAGACGGUGACUCUGAACGGCAUCGAGAGUCUAGCCCUGGGCGACGCCCACAUCACUUCUUACCAGUGGAGGGCGCAGCGAACUGAACACGAGGUCCAGUUAGAGGGGACCCGUUUCCCGGACCAAGUCAGACUCUCGGACCUGCGACCCGGGUCAUAUGACUUCCUACUGACGGUCACCGACUCAAAUGGCCAAUCAGAGGACGCCGAGGUCUCAGUGCUGGUCCUGGGUCCAGAGGAGUCCAGCUCGUAUUGUCUGGCCCCGGUGAAAGUGGGACCGUGUCGUGCAGCAUUUCCUCGCUGGCGAUAUGACGUGACGACAGGAAGCUGCGUACAGUUUGUGUUCGGUGGCUGCAAAGCCAACAAGAACAACUUCCUGUCGAGUGACCAAUGCGAGUCUGCCUGCGGGGGGGUAACAGCGACAUCAGAGAGAAGCUCCGCCCUCCCCACAGACUUCACCGCAGCGUUUCUUUCAGAGGUUUGUGACGUCACAUGUCGUCCCGAGGAUCAGCUGACCUGCGGCAGCGGCUGCUGUUUGGACCGAAGUCUGGAAUGUGAUGGUGUGAAACAGUGCAGUGACGCAGCAGACGAGGAGCACUGCCACCAACUGAACCAGACCUUCAGUCGUCUCCUGAGCAUCGACGUGAACCAGCGUAAAGCACGGUGUGCAGAGCCACCUGUCACCGGUCCGUGUCGGGCCAGUCACACCCGCUGGUACUACGACCCUCUAGACAGGAAGUGUCACCGAUUCACAUAUGGUGGUUGCCAUGGGAACGACAAUAACUUUGAGGCGGAGCAGAAGUGCAGUGAGAUGUGUGAUGGUGUGACGGAGCGUAACGUUAACUUCAGAGGGAUGUUUGAUCGCUAUGAGAAGGAAGACGACGACAAAGACGACUCAGGCUCAGUGGCUCUGGCGGUGGUCCUGGCGGUGGCCAUCUUGGCUCUGUUGGCGGUCCUCACCUAUUGCUUCCUGAAAAAGAGGCGGAGUCAGACACGUAGUCCCGCCCCCAUCAGCACCACCCACGCCGCCCUGUCGGAGCAGGAGACUCUGGUUUACAACAGCACCACCAAACCUGUGUGAGAGUGGACCAGUGAGGGACCAGUGAGGGACCAGUGAGGGACCAGUGAGGGACCAGUGAGGGACCAGUGAGGGACCAGGAACAGAUGACCCCGCCCCCCAAAACCACCUGUCUAAACAGCACCUCCCUUUUAAUGUUACCUUUCUGAUCACGGUUUGAGUUCAACAUUUCAACAAAACUCUCUCUCUCUCACACGCACACACACACACACUCACACACUCAGUGUCAGUAAGUGUUUUUUUUGUGUCACAUAAUCCUUAAAAAAUGUAUCUUUUGGUCUCAGGGUUAGUUUUAUCUUUUAUCUGUGUUUGUAAGUAUGAUUUAUUGCUCGUUCGUUUAUUGAUGUGAAAAAUAACCUGAAUGUAUUAAAAGUCAAAAACAAUCAAA
Cynoglossus semilaevis (tongue sole) is the source of this 2401-nucleotide messenger RNA. RefSeq names its product kunitz-type protease inhibitor 1-like. Lineage: Eukaryota; Metazoa; Chordata; Actinopteri; Pleuronectiformes; Cynoglossidae. Gene Ontology annotation, cellular component: plasma membrane. Gene Ontology annotation, biological process: epidermis development; epithelium development; extracellular matrix organization. The coding region runs from base 127 to 2016 and encodes 629 amino acids. Gene Ontology annotation, molecular function: protein binding; serine-type endopeptidase inhibitor activity. The record is from RefSeq and is a predicted model, not a curated record. The transcript is spliced from 10 exons.